AUGCCGACCGGCGUGCUUGUUCAGUUCACGGAUGAGGAGUCGCUGUCCAGCGACUGCCACCCAUCGCCUUCAGAUGUGGAGCACUAUGACUCUGCCAGCUCGGUCAACACCGGGACACAACCCAUGCCUUGCGGAGAGGCGGUCUCGAGCAACGUGAGCACCGCAGCCUUCCAACUCUCCAAGCCAGACGUUGAGAACCGGAUCCAGGAGGCUCCGUGCAGCAGGUGCCUCAGCAUUUGGACCUGGGGUACCUGUGGCCUACCUCUUGGGGGCUUCUUCCUUGCCUUCCUAAACUCGGCUUCUUCCAGCAUUGUCUACGGCUUCUUCCUUGGAUACAUGGGGUUGGAUGCGUAUGUUUUGCUGUCCAUCCAAGCGCUUAUGAAGCUUCCACAAGUGUUGCUUCUUCCUUUUGGCAUGAUGAACGACUGCCUGCCGAUUUUCGGCUACAACAGAAAGCCGUAUUUCGUGGCAUCCUGGAUCAUCAGUGGCAGUGCGCUGUUGAUCAUGAGCCUGCGGCCCCUGCCUGCGCCCUACUACUGCCAAAAGGACGAUGGCAGCUACGACGUGAUGUCACCACCAUGCAACCCCAGCAUCCAUGACGAGAAGAACUGGUAUGUCUUCCCACUCUUCAUCCUUACUGCAGGUGUUCAGUUGGGAGUUGUGGCUGGUGAGGGCCUCCUCCUGGAGUACUCGCAACGGGAGCCUCUGGAGUGCCGUGGGAAGAUGAAGGCCGAGUUCACAAUGGUGACUAUGGCAGGCUCCCUUGUUUCCUCAGCAGCUGUUGGGGUCUUCAUGAAUGGAAAGGAAUAUCUCGGUACCUUUGACUGGGGCCUGUCCUUCAGUGGCUUCAUGACAAUGUGCCUGCUCAUGGUCACCUUCCUGCUCUUGGACGCUGGUCAGCAGCCAUCAGCUUAA
This is a messenger RNA of Symbiodinium necroappetens, 915 nucleotides long. The record is from the annotation of a GenBank genome assembly. NCBI's taxonomy places the organism in Eukaryota, Dinophyceae, Suessiales, Symbiodiniaceae.